Molecule: messenger RNA, 270 nt
Organism: Colletotrichum paranaense
Lineage: Eukaryota; Fungi; Ascomycota; Sordariomycetes; Glomerellales; Glomerellaceae
Exons: 1
Source: RefSeq, a predicted model, not a curated record
GAACGACCCCUGCUCUUCGGCCCUAUUUCAGCUUCCAUCUUGACAUCUUGGAGGAUCUUGGAACCAAGGUCUCUCGCUCGAAUAGGGCCCGAGUCAACUGCCCAAGACAAUUUGCGGAUAACGCAGCUGAAACUGAUGCUUUUUUUGUGUUCUUCCACACAUGUGACUGUUUUCACGAUACUUGGCAGAGGCAUGUGGGAAGCUACCAAGUAUUUGGCCGAUGGUUCUUUUAACCUCGGUGUUCGCGAGACAGCUACACACGAUGUUUGA